UUUUAUUUUGUAUGUAAUGUUUCGCCUUUACGGAUACUUUUAUUGACUAAACAUUCUUUUGUUUGGUGGGGGUUGUUUAAACAAAAUGGUCUGACGUUCGCUACAUUUUUCUAUCAUCUCCGUUUGGAAUUUUUGCCAGGACAUUACUCUUUAAUUUCUAUACUCUUUUAUAUUUUACAUACAAAAAAUAAUAAAAUAUUUAAUAUUAUACAAACGUUAAAUAAAUAAAGCAAUAAUCGAUAUACUUGCUAUCUAAUAUUUUUAUUUUAUUUUUAAUAAAUAAAUAUUUUUUAAAUAUUUUAAAAUUUAAAACUUAAUUUUAAGACAAUGUCUGAUCCACAAAAUUAUGGAAAACAUCCAAAAGACCCCAACAAGCCUAUGAAAGAACGAAUGUUGGCUGGGGAACUUUAUCGUAUUGAUAAUGUUCUUGAACAAGACAUAGAUUCAACGGCUAAAUGGCUGGCUCGUUUAAAUGAUUCUUCUUGUUCCAGCCGUUCUGAACGGCAACAAAUUAUUAAAGAACGACUUGGGGCUAUGGGAGAAGGUUGCGAUAUACGGCCACCUUUUUAUUGUGAUUAUGGCACAAAUAUUUUUAUGGGAAAAGAUGUCAUUCUUAACUUUAAUUGUUGUAUUUUGGAUGUAACAACUGUAACAAUUGGGGACGGCACUUUGUUUGGACCCAACGUUCAAAUCUAUCCUGCAGAUCACCCAAGGGACAAAGAAACACGUCUGGAAGGUUGGGAGUUUGGUCGGCCUAUUAAAAUAGGCAAAAAUGUGUGGAUUGGUGGUGGGGCAAUGAUACUUCCAGGAGUAACUAUUGGAGAUGAUGCUAUAAUUGGUGCUGGUUCUGUAGUGACUAGAGAUGUUCUGCCAAACACAACUGUUGCGGGAAAUCCUGCGCGUCCUUUAACAAAAAAGUGA
Meloidogyne enterolobii is the source of this 921-nucleotide messenger RNA. The record is from the annotation of a GenBank genome assembly. Lineage: Eukaryota; Metazoa; Nematoda; Chromadorea; Rhabditida; Meloidogynidae.